Thunnus maccoyii (southern bluefin tuna) is the source of this 6473-nucleotide messenger RNA. It is a transcript of the gene slc45a4b, whose product is annotated as solute carrier family 45 member 4b. Bases 918 to 3392 code for a protein of 824 amino acids. Gene Ontology annotation, biological process: transmembrane transport. The transcript has 13 exons. Gene Ontology annotation, molecular function: sucrose:proton symporter activity. Gene Ontology annotation, cellular component: membrane. NCBI's taxonomy places the organism in Eukaryota, Metazoa, Chordata, Actinopteri, Scombriformes, Scombridae. The record is from RefSeq and is a predicted model, not a curated record.
UGUGGAAACCCGUUGAGAUUGAUUAGUGUAGUAAACCAGAUGCCCACUCGGUUAGCUGGCAAAGGUUAGCCAGGUUGCUAACCCAAAUCGAGAGUUUUGCUGCUUCGGUAUCGAAAAUUUACAGAAGGCGGAAAUGGCUCGACUCUAACGUACGGGAGUAAAAUUCCAGGUUGCUUGCUGUGUGACUCUUUGCCAAGGAGUUUCCACAUGCUUUGACUCUGACUUUCUCUGCUGACACACACUCAAAUCUUACACAAUCCAAAAGCUGCGUGCACCAAGCUCCAACGCACACUGACAAGCCACAGCGAUCAUUGUCACAGACCUACUCUAACCCUAGCAGCAGCUCACCACAAACACACAGUUACUGAAACCCAUAACAAACAUAUCGCCACCCCCAUCCUCCCACCUCUUUUGCUCUUUCCCACUCCUCCCAUCUACAUACCUCUGGAGCAGCCCAGGACUCCUCUGCUUUUGCUGAAUUUUGAAUCAGCGCAAGCCACAGCGCAAGCCACAGCGAGGAACACCACCGCUCUCGAGCUGACCUACUGAAUUGUGUACACUGAUCAAAUAUCAGCAUGGUGGCCACAGGAUAAAAUGUAUGGAAUAUAUUUUUACCACAUCAUUUUUUUGGACACAUUCAUCUCAUUAUAAUGAUGAUUCCUACCUCCUCCUCCUCUUCAAUUAUUUGCAAGUCUAUGGCAUUGUACUGAUCACAGUCACAGUUCAGCUUUGAACCAAGAAGGUGCUGACCAGCAGAGAUGCUCCCUGAAUAAUAAUCUUGGACUCUUCUUUCACUGGGAGUGAUCGGGAUGAAAACAAUGGACAUUACAUGCUCUAUUAGCACAUUAUAACAUAUUACAGUUGUACUUACACAUAUAAGAAAAUAAUAUCAACAUACCAACCAUCCAGCGAAACAAAUGGUUCCUCUAAAUCAGACCUUAAUGGGAGGAGAAGCAGAGGAAGGAGAGGCCUCAGGCCUUCCAGAGAGGAGGAAACCUAAGGAAGAAGCAAAAGACAGUGAUAGUGAGAAGGACGAGGCAGAGGACAUGGUUGAAGAGGGCAGAGGUAUGCAGAUCCCUCUGCAUCGCUGGGUAAUGCACGGGGCAGUGAUGUUUGGCCGUGAGUUCUGCUACGCCAUGGAAACAGCCCUGGUGACACCAGUGCUGCUACAGAUAGGUCUUCCUGAGCAAUAUUACAGUUUAACAUGGUUCCUCAGUCCGAUCCUGGGUCUCCUCUUCACACCUGUGAUUGGCUCAGCCAGUGAUCGCUGUACACUGCGGUGGGGCCGGAGAAGACCGUUCAUUCUGGCCCUGUGUGUAGGCGUGCUGCUGGGGGUGGCACUGUUUUUAAAUGGCUCAUUAAUAGGCCUUUCCAUUGGUGAUAGCCCCAACAGCCAGCCAAUUGGCAUUGUCCUUACUGUAGUCGGUGUAGUGGUGCUGGACUUCUGUGCUGAUGCCUCUGAGGGACCAAUUAGAGCGUACCUUCUUGAUGUUGCUGAUACUGAGGAGCAAGAUAUGGCCCUUAAUAUUCAUGCCUUCUCUGCUGGUCUCGGUGGAGCAGUGGGCUACAUGCUGGGUGGUCUAGACUGGACUGGCACAGCUCUGGGACGUGCAUUUAAGUCACAGGAACAGGUCCUCUUCCUGUUUGCAGGCAUCAUCUUCAUUAUCUCUGUCACACUGCACAUGUUCAGUAUCCCUGAACGACCUUUUGCCCCAUCCUGCCAGCUUAAAGCCACAGGAAGCGGGGAGUCGAACAGCCAGUUGUCUUUCAGGCCUGCUGGCCACACGCCACCUUUACUUGAUGUGAUCGCAGAGGAGGAUGCCUUCGCUCAAGAUCAAGAAUCAGAUUCCGAGGAAGGGGAAAUGGACUUCCUCGCUGUGGAGCGAGUGCGGAGUAAAAGCGAUUCAGUCUUAGCUAUGCCAGACGCUACAGUUGAGUUGGAUCCUGACCUAGACCCAGACGCACAACUCUUCCUGCCAGAGGUGCACCGCUUUCUACCAGAGACAGAGGCGGAUCUAGAAGAUGCUUUCAAGCCAUUGGAUAGCAGUAAUACUCCCGAUGGACCACCUGCCCUUACUGAUGGGAUGGUGGUCUUGGAGCCUAGAAAUCCCACCUUGUCUAAGAAUCCAACAAACUGUCUUCCUCCUCACCUUCAGAUCAGUUCUGGCUCAGAGGACUCAAGUCUGAAAACCCAGCAGACCAAGGUUGCCAAUGGUUCCAAUGCUGGCUUGUCCUCCUCUGAAUACUCAAAUGCAAUGAAAGGCCACGCCUCCUCCAGGGUGGCGAGCCGCCCCUCCAGUACCUCAGUUUCAACACGACCGCACCCACACACCUUCUACAGACAACCCUCUUUCACUUUCUCCUACUAUGGACGAGUGGGAUCACAACGCUUUAGACUGCGGCGGACAGGGCCUUCAAGCCCUCGGCCAAUCACCACCUCCCGCAGUCUGAAUGAUCUGAGCGACCUCCAGCGGCCUGCGAACAGGCGGGAGUUGCAGCUGUCAGCUAGCAGUCUGUCAUCUGAGGGCUCCAGCAGUGAGGGGGGACCAGACAGGGGCACAACUGUCCGACUGCUUUGGUUGUCCAUGUUGAAGAUGCCGAGGCAGCUGUGGAGACUGUGCGUGUGUCACCUUGUCACGUGGUUCUCCAUUAUAGCUGAGGCUGUGUUUUAUACUGAUUUCAUGGGACAAGUGAUCUACCAUGGAGACCCCACGGCACCAUCCAAUUCCACUGAACUACAAAAUUAUAACAGAGGAGUACAGAUGGGCUGCUGGGGACUAGUGGUCUACGCUGCUACUGCUGCUGUCUGCUCUGCUAUCCUUCAGAAGUCCCUGGAUAAUUUUGACCUGAGCAUUAGGGUCAUCUACAUCGUUGGAACUCUGAGCUUCUCGAUAGGAACUGCUGUGAUGGCGAUCUUCCCUAACGUUUAUGUUGCCAUGGUGAUGAUCAGUAGCAUGGGCAUCAUCUCAAUGAGUAUCUCCUACUGUCCCUAUGCAUUACUUGGGCAGUACCAUGAAAUCAAAGAGUACAUUCACCACAGUCCAGCAAACACUCGAAGAGGUUUUGGUAUUGACUGCGCUAUCUUAUCCUGUCAGGUCUAUAUCAGCCAGAUUCUGGUUGCAUCAGCCCUUGGAGCUGUCAUAGAUGCAGUUGGCAGUGUACGUGUCAUCCCUGUAGUGGCCUCUGUGGGCUCCUUCCUUGGCUUCCUUACUGCCUGUUUCCUUGUUAUUUAUCCUGAUGUGGAGCCCAGCAGCUCAGAGAAGGACCAGGGCUUGUCGGAUUUGCCUGUAGAUUCAGAUGCAAAUGGGGAAAGGACCAGUCAGAGUCUGGCUCUGCUGGACCUCACAGACAGAAAUAGUUUGAUGAAGACAGAGAAUCACUCUGUUGUCUAAGCAUUAACACGGAUAUAAGGUUUUAUGUUUAUCCUCACCAAGCACAUUCCACAGCAUAUGGAGAUUACUUCAAAUGCAUCUGGUUUACUCAUUUGACAGCCUGUCUUGCUGAAGGAGGAGAGACAAAGAGAGAGGGCAAAUGUGGCAGAAAAUUGACAUCUCAUCUACAGAAAAACGGGUGGGAUGGAUUUGGACAGAUUAUCUUCUUGGAAGACUGAUAAGGAGAAUAAAUCUAAUUUUGGGGGGAUUCUCCGCUUAUCCUGUAGCUACCUCAACCCAAACCCAAAUAAAUGUUUGGAUGGUUGUGAGCCAUUGAAAGGCAAAGAGCCAGCUGGCAAUGAUUUGGUCUAACUGUUUAAACUAACUUAGUUCAGACUACUGAAACAAAAACUUUUAUUGCAAAAGCAUUCAUGGGAAGCACACAUAGCACUUUCUGUCUCACUUUUGUAACAGCGUUAUAACACAGAUGCUGCAGAAUGACAUAAUGACUGUCAUAUGAAAUACAUCUGUGGCAGGUCAGUGGCAUAUUUCAUUUCACAGAAGCUGUUCCAUAACUGCUUAGUUGACAAUCAUAAUGCUGUAAAAGUGUCACUUUGUGUACCUCUGCAUUACAGGGCUGAACAGAGAUGUAAAAAUGUGUUCCAGCCUGUUAAUUGCAUUAUAUUGUUUUUUUUUUACAUACCAGAAAGUUUCCAAACUGUAGGUAAAAGCUUCUACAUUUGUUGUAGACAAAACAAUUAUUUUUUAUUAUACUUAUUUUUAGUACAAUUUAUUUUCAUACACGUUUUUAUUCACAUUUUUGGCAUUGCAAUCUGUUUUUCAGGCUAGUGUGUGGUUAGAAGUGCCAUUGUUUGAUUUGAGAAAAAAAAAAAAUUCCACUGCACGGAAACAUACAAAAAUUCAGAAUGCCAUAUUCUCCUUUAAUGCCAUGAUACAAAAGCAACAUUUUAUUAUUGUAGCUGAAAAAUUGUAAUUAAUCUGCAGAUUAAUUAAUCUGUUAUCUACAUUGAUCAUAUUCAAAUUACAAACUGUCAUCCAUUAUGAAGAGUUACAGAGAGUUUACACUGUAAAUUACAGGUUCGCAUUUGUUUUGCUUCCUACUGUGUGAAUUUAGAAAGUGUUUUCAAAUAUAAAUUAAAAAUGUAGUUCAUAGUUGUCAUAUCCAGCCUCGCAGAAAAUAAUAGAAAUACUUUGUAAUUGGCAAAAAUUUGCAGUUUCUGAUUAUACUUUAUAUAGGAAGCAAAAUAACCCAGCUCUGUUUACAAAUUAGCGUGGUGUGCCAUUCUGAUCAAUCCUGCCUUAAACUGUGUCCUGCUCCCCUAUUUCCAGGUUUCAGUUUACCUCAGAAUAACAAAUAUGAGAAGAAUCUGCGGAGGAUAAUCGUGAACAUUGAGAAGUAUGCAAGAUAAUAUUUAGGAGUGUCAUUAACAGUACAGUUUAGACUGUGUAAUACGCUACAGACCUGUGUAUAGUCUAAAUCUAGUGUCUCUAAUCACUGUUGGCUCCAAAGUUAAUCUUAAACACUAUUAAAUAUGAGGGUUACUCUAAGUGCCCCUUACAGUAAUUGGUCACAGUGGCCACAGCAGUCUUCAGCUUACUAAUAGGAGCAUUAUUAGUUUUGGUUUGAUUGGGGAGAUUUAAUGUCACAUGCUCUGAAACUGUUCCAGAAACCUGUAAUGCUUCAUACAAAAUGGUAGAGAAGGCCACUUGUAUGCAAGGAUCUAUGCAAACUUAAAAUCGCCUUACUGGGGUGUCAUGACCAAAUGAACCGAUGAAAAUGAAACGUGACCACCUCUAUGUGAUUUCCUCCUUAAAGGAUUGUUCAACACAGAGGGAACAAUGUCACAAGUGAAAACAUUGUGAAACAUUGCACCAAAGUUCCUUGAAGACUUGAUUGAUGGUGAGGUCUUACUGCACCCUUCUUUACUCUGGGACCAUGUAUCCUACUGGAUACAUCAUCUGCCUAUAAUGACAAAGUGUCUUCUUUGGUAUAAUUGCUGUCAUUGUGGUCUUUGCACCUCAAGAUUCACACAGCCUGAUAUACAAGCACAAAAAAGGGAACAUCCUCUUUCUGUUGACUUUUGCAUCACAUAUUAAAGGGAAACUGUUGAGAGCCAUGAUAUUGCAUUAUAUAAUUACUCACUAACUGUAAAUAAUGCAGACACUUGGUUAGUGUGUGACAUGGUGUGUGUGCUGUUGUGUUUGAGAAUUGUUCAAAAGCACCUUUUAAUAAGAGGUUAGGGUACAAAGUUUUGUUAGUGUUAGGAGUUCACUUUUUCAAAUAUUAUGUUUUCAAAACAAUACGAGGUUCCAAAUUACAGCACCAGUCAAAUAUUUGGACACACCUUCCCAUUCCUUUGAAUGACAAAGCGCGUCCUCACUUUUGACUGGCACUGUCCAUUAUGGCAAGUUCCUGUAAAUCCAAAAAGAAAUUGAAUGUUUCAUAGUGGAACCUGCAGAUUCACUUAAACUUUUCUUUUCACCUUUUUAUUAUAGGACUAGAAAAAAGGACUGGUGAAUCAAAGGCCAUUUUUUUCCUCUACAGCUUCCAUCCCUCUCACAAUAAUAAAUAAUAACAUCAGUUCAGUGAGUAAUUUGAUUCCAACUGGUUGAAAUAUUUCAGAGAUGUCACCAAAACUGUUUUUCUGUGGAGAAGACAGUUUCCACUAUUAGUGCCAAACUACUGAAUAAGAAUCCAUCUGGCUUUGUAUGGUUCACUGAACAACAGCAGGAAAUGACAGCUGAUGUAUCUAAAAAAUUACAUUAUUUUAAAAUAUCUCAGAUUAGUGCCCACUAAAAUCUGAAAAUAUGGAGUGAUUUUAAAAACACCUGUUAGGGUUCAGCAAAGUUAUCCAGAUAAGAACCUUCUUCUUGAAACAGGCUGUGUGUUGGAAGUGUUUUUGAUUUUAUACAAAUGUUUUUAGACUUUCAGGAUAAUAUUCUGUUUUGGUUUGGAGGUCAAUCACUGGUGGUUUUUAAAAGUGAUUUUUGGAUCUUUUUGCUGCUGUACAGACUUUUGUACAUUGAGAACAAGGUAUUUUUGUACCAAAAAUUUAAAAUAAGACAAUGAAUGCACCUUCA